Messenger RNA from Radiomyces spectabilis, 4384 nucleotides. Its product is annotated as non-SMC mitotic condensation complex subunit 1-domain-containing protein. The coding region runs from base 38 to 4081 and encodes 1347 amino acids. Gene Ontology annotation, molecular function: histone binding. Gene Ontology annotation, biological process: mitotic cell cycle; meiotic chromosome condensation; mitotic chromosome condensation. Lineage: Eukaryota; Fungi; Mucoromycota; Mucoromycetes; Mucorales; Radiomycetaceae. The record is from RefSeq and is a predicted model, not a curated record. The transcript is spliced from 18 exons. Gene Ontology annotation, cellular component: nucleus; condensed chromosome, centromeric region.
GACAAAUACAAUAAUAAGUGAACCAUUGCGCAGCGUUAUGGAGGGACAGUUUAUUCUUCAUGACGAAAUUGUUCGUCUGCAAGAUAAGACCACAGCCGAAUAUUAUAUUCCCAACGAAAUGGCCAUAGCGGGUCAAAGUGAUCACGAAUUAGCUCGGUACCUGAAUGAUAUUACCGAUAGAAUUGAAGUCUCUUCCGAUGCCAUUGUUGAUCCCAUUGUUUUUGACAAAAUUCGCAGCUUUCUAAAAAAUCUGUCAAGUCUCAAUCAACGUAUAUGCAACCGACUGCUCGAUAUUCUUCUUUCUGCUUUCAAAUCCGAAAUCAGAACGGCAUCGGACGAUCUCGACAACAACGAAAAAGAUACUUUUGCCGGACAUCGUCAACACCUUGAAUUGUACAGUUUCUUGAUCUAUUGGUUUUUGACAGCUGUGGAAGAGAAAUCGUCUGGCACCACAACAAAGUCAAAGAAAGGGAAACACCGAUCGGACGAUGCCAAUGCAAAAGAUUACAGUACACAAAAAGCAAAAGCCUUUGAUGCGAUUGGGUGGUUACUGGAACUCAAAUUGGGCAAUAUUUGGACAUUGACGCCCGAACGCAAUACGUUUAUCACCCUUUUCACAAAACCGGCAUACCAAGUGUUUGAGAAUCCACACUACGUGAAAUCGAGCAUCGUGAAAACUCGGGCGUUUAAAAUAUUAAGCCUUUGCAUCAAGAACUACGGGCAUCUUUCUGCUUCCCAAACGACCAUCAUGCAAACUUUGCAGUACUGGGAGCAUUCGGCCGAACCCAUGGCGGAAUUUCUGCAAUAUCUGGUGAAUCAACACGAUUAUAGACAGUUAGCCGAUGAAAUUUUACGAGAAAUCAGUAACAAGGAGUUCAAGGAUACCACAACCAAAGAACUCAAAGAUACACCCAAUGCCAAGACUUUUGCCAUCUUUCUUCAAAAGCUCGCUGAAUUGUCGCCAAAAACCAUCCUCAAGAAUCUCGGUUUACUCAUUCAUCAGUUGGAUAGCGAGUCUUAUACCAUGCGCAUUGCACUCAUCGAUAUUCUCGGCAUGCUCAUUGUUGAUCUCACGGAAAAUGGAAACGAUUCACCGUCGCAAAAAGAUCAAAUCAAUGGAUUCUUUGAUAUAUUGGAAGAGCGCAUGUUGGAUCCUAUCUCCUUUGUACGAUCCAAAGUUCUUCAAACCUAUCUGCGACUUUUAAAUUUGCGCGCCAAAUUCCCCAAGCGCCGUCAUGCCCUCGGCGUAUUGACCAUUCGUCAUUUGGAGGAUAAAAGUAGCUCGGUCAGGAAAUACGCAAUUCGAACUCUCACCAAAUUGAUGGCCACUCAUCCUUACAGCAUGUACGGUGGAGAACUGGACCUAGUGGAAUGGGGAAAGCGGUUCCAGAAAAUCCAAGAGGAACUGGAGAAUGUGACACGUCCAGCUCAAGCAGCAGUGGAGGAGGUGGCUGCAAACAACAGCGAAGAAGAAGCUGCUACAAAUACCCAAAACACCACGGACAAUGACACUGAGACGAAUAACCAGAGUACGGAAGACAGUGAAGCUGCUACAGAGGAUGUGGAAAUGAGCGAAGCAUCGCAGAGCGAGCCUAUCGCCACGACGGAACCGGAAUCCACGACGAUCUCAGAACCCGCGACAAUCCCAGAGCCAGUGAACAUGGUGUCUCCGGAAAAGCUACAACAGCUCAAUUUGAUGCGUGCUUUUCAUGCCGACGCUAUCAGAUUUAUCCAACAAAUUCACACCGCUAUCCCUACGAUAUGUCAGAUUUUAUCCUCCAAAUCAAAAGCGGAAGUUAUUGAAGCGAUGGAUUUCCUGGUCACGGCGUAUAACUACAAAAUCAAAGAAGCUUCGACUGGCAUCAAAAAAAUGCUUCAUUUGAUCUGGACCAAAGAUACUAGUGAUGAAGGCAAGGGCGUCAAGAUGAAGCUUUUGGAAUGCUACCGAAAUUUGUAUCUUGAAAUGGAUGCCAAGCUGAGCAGCAAAGAAAAUAUCAAUGUCAUUGCGAGAAAUCUUAUUCAGCUCACUUAUAACACGACGGUGGCCGAAUUAACAUCGCUCGAACAAGUGCUCAGUACGCUCAUGCCCGAUAGUGUCAUUUCCGACCAAGUGAUCUACAAGCUCUGGAGUGUUUAUGCUUUCAAGGGCAAUAUUCCCAAAAGUCAGCGAAGAGGAGCCAUCAUUAUUCUCGGCAUGUUGGCCAAAGCAAAUACCGAAAUCAUCUCUGGAAAGAUUGAUCUGUUGCUCCGAGUCGGUUUAGGUCGACUUGGCAAGGCCGACUUGAGUUUGGCAAAAUACUCGUGCAUCGCUCUUCAAAGACUGGCAGGCACGAAAUCCGAAAAAGUUCGAGGUGUGCAUGAAGGUGUACGUCUUCCCAUGACCCAUCCCAUCUUUGCCCGUUUAAAAGAUAUCAUUGAGAGUUCAAGCGAUGCUAUUGAAUGGUUCAGCCUGACGGAGCAAGCGAUCAAUACAGUAUAUCUGUUGGGCGAACAUCCCGAUACACUGUGCGCGGAAAUUAUCAAAACCAUGUCAGUGAAAGUGUUUGGUUUGGCCGAAACGGAAAAUUCGCAACAGACCGAGGAAGGACUGCCCAACAGUGAUACACAGAUGGACAUCGAUUACAACAUGAGUCUCUCACAGCAAGCGUUACCGUAUCCACACCACCCAACGCAUCGAAGUUCUUUUGAACUCAGUCAGUUGAUCUUUAUUGUGGGCCACGUGGCUCUGAAGCAGAUUGUGUAUCUCGAGAUCGUCGAAGCUGUGUGUAAACGGAAAAAGAGCGCGAAAGAAGAUAAUGAACAACGCCAGACAGCUGGUCAAGAAGACGAGUUGGAGCAAGUUGGAGGCACGGCUGAAGACGAUAUUGUGGAUGCCAUGACGCACAUCCGUGAACGAGAAAUUCUUUUUGGUCCCAAUUCCUUACUAGCUCGUUACGGCCCUCUACUCACGGAAAUUUGUUCUUAUAACAAAGUGUAUACGGAUCGUGUGCUUCAAAUGACGGCAACGUUGGCCCUUGCCAAAUUCAUGUGUGUCAGUUCCGAUUUCUGUGAAAAGAACCUUCGGUUGUUAUUCACCAUCCUGGAAAAAUCCAAAAAUGCUACUAUCCGUAGCAAUAUUGUGAUUGCACUGGGUGAUAUGGCGGUCUGUUUCAACACGCUCCUGGAUGAGAAUAUCACGUUCCUUUACAACCGUCUGGGGGACAAGGAGACGGUAGUGAAGAAAAAUGCGGUCAUGGUUCUGACGCAUUUAAUCCUCAAUGGCAUGGUCAAAGUCAAGGGACAAAUUAGCGAAAUGGCCAAGUGUCUUGAAGACCCCGAUCAACGUAUUGCGGAUUUGGCCAAGCUGUUCUUCACCGAACUGGCGACAAAGGAUAACGCCAUUUACAACAAUUUACCGGAUAUGAUCAGUAACCUUACCACGGGUGCUAACCGAGUGGAAGAAGAGAGCUUCCACAAAAUUAUGAAAUUUAUCUUUUCCUUUGACUUCGCCGAAAAGGAAAAGCAAGCUGAAAACGUGGUGGACAAGCUGUGUCAGCGAUUUCAAAACACCGACGACGAACGUACAUGGCGCGAUAUUGCUUUUUGUCUGUCAUUGCUUCCUUUCAAAUCCGAGCGCAGUUACAGGAAACUGCUGGAGUCACUUCCAAUGUAUCAAGAUAAACUUCAUGUAGAAUCGGUGCAUAAAAGUUUCCUGGAAAUCGUUGCCAAGGGCCGCGCUCAAAAGCUUCAGAAACCGGAAUUGAAGAGCGUCAUUGAUGAACUGGAACAAAAACUUGAAAAACAAAGCGAAGCACAGGAACAAAAUGAGACCACCACCCAACCCCGUAAAGCAUCAUCUUCCAAACGAGUUUUGCGAAGUUCAAGGAGCAAGAAACAAACCAAUGUGAGUACACCAAAAACGCCAACGCGGCGACGCAAGCGUGCUUUACCUGAUACCGAUGAUGAAUCGGAGGACGAUCAAGAUAUGCCAGAUUUGGACAACGACGAAACAGAAGAUGAUGAUGAUGAUGAUAUUGAGGAAGAUGAUGAUUUGGUAGAGGAUGCCACCGCAGAUCCGGUCGACGGGAGCGUGGAGGAAUAAUAUCAAUAGCCAUAAACUGUGUCAACGAUGCAUAACAGGAACCUUGUAAAUAAUUGAAACUAUAACAAUAAUAAUAACCGGAAAAAGACAUCAGUAUUUAUAAUCUGGAUACUAAGCAAAAUUCUUACGGCGAAGGAAAAACCAGUAAUUAACUCGUGUCUUUUUUUUUCCAUCCAUGAUGUCUGGGUUUGAUGUAAUAGAGAACAAUAUGCAGCCAGGCAUUGGCGGAGUUUUGUAGAUACUCCGCCCUGUGUGACUUUCACUAUUGGACCUUUUUUCUAUCGAUCUGCUGGUUUUGCGAUG